AAACAAAUCCGGUUCGGAUACGAUGUUGACAUGGGAUAUUGGAUGUGGCAGUACAAAACUUUUUGCAUAGCAUGAUAAGGCAUGGUCUGAUUUUCAUGAGAAGAGUUAUUUGUUGUAAAGUACCAGUAAUAUUUAGAGUGCGUCAGAUGUGGGUGAAAGGUUUUGCAGUGAAUUCACUUAAUAGGCUUAAUUCUUUAAGCAGAUCAAGGAAGAUAAUCGGUGGAAUAUUAGUGUUCCUAGUCUUUCUAUAUUUACUUGGUUCUAGAAUUCCUAGCAUUGGAAGAAAAUCAACACCAGUUGAUGAAACAGCUUCAUUAUGCAUUGAUGACAAUCUAAGGUUUCUAAAAAGUGAAGUAAAAAAAUAUGAUGCUUUUAUAAAUCACAACCCACUGAAAGCUGGAGAGCAAUUCUACCCAGCUUAUGUUGGAAAUGGAAAGGUAUCGGUAUCGUUGGACAGUGAGAAAGGAAUGUACAUCCGACUUAACAGGGCUUUGUCAUUACCUGUGAAGUAUUAUCCUAUUGUCACGGCACACUUAGAUGAGUAUAGUGCAAAGGAUGCAACAGUGUUGAAUAUUCAUCAUGGAAUUGCAGAAAAGAUACAGUGUUUUGAAGUUGACAAAGGAUGGAGGAGUAAUUGUCUUACAGUAGAAUCCUUGGUUUAUGCCAGUAGGACUAGACCUUCUAUAUUAGUACAAGAUAUCAAAAUCAGAAAUCCUAGUAAAAACUCAGUGGUAGUAAAUUUAGACCAAAUUGGUCAGAUAGAAUUGAAGGAUGCCAAAGUUAGUAAAGCAAGUACUACAGAUGCGACUGGAAUGUCUGUGGAAUAUACAUCAACUCAGGGAGUCAUCCAUAUACCAGAUUCAAAGUACAAAGUACAUAUUGCCAUAGCAACAGUUAAAAUUGGUCCUUCUGUAGCCAUCAAAGCUGGAAAGUCUGUAAGAUUUCAUGUUGUAACAGCAGUUAACUAUACACAACCUGUAGAUCUAAAGUCUAAGGCACCAGAACACUUACAGAGGAGUGUAGAUCAGCUCUUGGAGUCAGUUUUAAAGAUAGAUUAUGCAUCACUUAGAGAAGAGCAUAUUAAAGUUUGGAGAGAUAUAUGGAAAAGUGGUUUUGGUAUCAGUAAUUCCAAGGCAGCUGGUUCCUUGAAUGGAGAUAAAAUCAACACUACAAUAUACUAUGUCCUCAGUAACAUUCAGGCUCCAUUACAUGAGCUGAGUACAACAGUUGAGGAAAAGUCAAAGAUCCAGAAAACUUUACAUUAUCCAGAUAGAUGUUACGGUGGUCACACAUUACUGUUUUAUUCUGAAACAUUAUGGUCAGAGAUAAAAGAUGAGGAGGAUAUUGCCGAUGUUACCUCAACAUGGAUGAUCACAUUAGAGAAGAAAGGAUGUAAUAUUAUAGUCAGAGCAGGUGCUGAAGGAGUAUUACAAGCCAUAUUACUUAGUCUUGGUGGUUUAAGAUUUGACGACAACCAUUUGGAGAUGUCGAUGGAACCAAAGGACCUCCAUAGAGACUUAUUAUUCCAUAGACUUAACUAUGGCAACAAUACACAUGUGAACAUAUCAGUGAUAGUAGAUUUAGACAAUAAAGCUGUCAUACGUGUGUCGUUAGAUAGAAAUGAUCGACCAUACUAUGCCUGUGAUGCUGGGUGUAUAGAUGCACCUAUUGCCUUAAGUAAAGAGGUCGUACAGUUUCCUGUGAAGAGGACAGAACCAUUAACCUCUAUCCUCUAUAUAACAGCUGAUAAACAGCACAUGGAGGAACUUAAACAUACAAUACAUGUCAAGGAGAUUAAAGAAGCUCCUGCACAUGAACACCAUGUCAUUGCAUUACACAAACAUGGCCACCAUUUUGGAGGACUUCCAACUAUAUUUUGGGCUUCUUUAGCAUUCCUUAUAGUUAUAUUCCAUUUGUUUUUAUUUAAACUGAUAUAUAAUGAAUACUGCCAAGGUCAGGAUAGAUAUGGUCGGACUAGAUAUAGUGUGUGAUUGAAUGUUUCCAUGGUAACCAUAUUGUGAUGGUAAUCUUCCAAUGGCAGCUAGCUAUAUAUAGAGACAGGUGUAACAAUAUUUAAAAACAUGAUACCAGUCCAGAAAGGCAACCAGAUAAAAGUUAGAAUCUUUCAAGUGCCUACGAGGAGAAUUUGUGUGAUCAAAAAAUUAAAUUGUAAAAAUGUCUAAAUUAUUGAAAUGCAUUUAUCCUUUGUAAGAUUCAGUGUAGAAAUUCAAAGUUCCCAAAGGUGGUGAUUGGUUCAAUAUGAUUUGAACCAAUGGAUGAUUAUUACAAA
Molecule: messenger RNA, 2290 nt
Organism: Mytilus trossulus (common blue mussel)
Lineage: Eukaryota; Metazoa; Mollusca; Bivalvia; Mytilida; Mytilidae
Exons: 15
Coding region: 72-1991 (639 amino acids)
Source: RefSeq, a predicted model, not a curated record